UUCGUGUUCCAUUAAGACUUACCAAAUCCCUUCUUCUUUCUCUGAUAUUCACCUUCCUAUAUAUACCUCCAAAAACCAACCCAUCAAUCCAUAUCUCAUUUCAUUUCGUUCUCUUAUCUUUUUCAUCUACGCAGCAUACAUUACUAGCCACUCAUUCUAAACCACAGCGCCACCACUUUUGGUUGUUCAUAUUCUUCUGCAGCACACAACAAUGGGAUGUUUCAGUAGCAUAGUAUGUUGUGUUCCGAAAUGUAUCUUCAAAAUCAUUCUCUCUAUUCUCGUUGCAAUCGGUAUAGCAGUUCUUAUCGUUUGGUUAAUCCUUCGUCCGAUAAACCCAUUGAAAUAUCAAGUCGAUAACGCUUCCCUUACUCAGUUCAACGUCACCGGUAACGACAUGCUUCAUUACGACCUUGCAGUGGAUUUAAACUUGAGAAACCCGAAUACGAAAAUCGGUGUUUACUAUGAUCAGAUUGAAGCUAGAGCAUUUUACGAUGGUCAGAGGUUCGAUUCGGUUAUGUUAACGCCGUUCUAUCAGGGUCAUAAGAAUACUACUAUUCUCCGUCCGGUGUUCAAAGGACAACAUCUGUUACCAAAUGUGCUAGGUGAGUUUAACCAAGAUAAGGCUGAUGGCAAAUUCAAUGUUGAAGUUAAACUUUAUCUUAAGAUGAGAUUCAAAGCUGGUCUUGUUAAGACUACUAGGUUCGGGCCUAAAGUUAAGUGUCAGUUUCAAGUUCCUGUGGGUUCUUCUACUGCAUUCACUUCUGAGAAGUGCGACUAUGAUUGGUGAUUCCGGUAAUCGUCUCCGGCGACGAUAUUCAUCUUGUUAAUUCAUUUCUUUGGUUAUAUCAUUGAUUGAUUGAUGAUAGUUGGUGUUAUUAGUUCGAUUUAAUAAUUUGGUUAGGUACAUUAUUAAUUUAUGACAGUGGAACAUUAUUGGUGUUAAUAUUCGUUGUUUCCAGUUCAUUUUAUUUUAUCUUG
Molecule: messenger RNA, 978 nt
Organism: Papaver somniferum (opium poppy)
Lineage: Eukaryota; Viridiplantae; Streptophyta; Magnoliopsida; Ranunculales; Papaveraceae
Product: NDR1/HIN1-like protein 10
Exons: 1
Coding region: 212-787 (191 amino acids)
Biological process (GO): defense response to other organism
Source: RefSeq, a predicted model, not a curated record